Cylindrotheca closterium is the source of this 540-nucleotide messenger RNA. The record is from the annotation of a GenBank genome assembly. Lineage: Eukaryota; Bacillariophyta; Bacillariophyceae; Bacillariales; Bacillariaceae.
AUGGCUGAGUUAAUGUUUGGAAUGGGCAUGACCAAAAAGAAAAAGGCUGACAAUGCCUACGUCAAGGAGACUAGGGAUGCUCUGAAGAACGUGACUAUUACUGAAACUGUUGAAACCAAUGAACUCAAGAACCUUCACAAGAGAACCCAGGCUGAGAAGGAAGCUGAACGACAAACCAGGGCUCACUUGAAGGAUGUCAAUGUUACAGAAUCAGUUGAAGGGCAAGUCCGCAAGGAACAAAACAAGAUGGAAAAGGACUGGAAGGAAGCUGGACGUAACACCAUCAGAGACAAUCAGAACGUGAAUGUUACUGAAACCGUUGAAACCAAUGAACUCAAGAACCUUCACAAGAGAACCCAGGCUGAGAAGGAAGCUGAACGACAAACCAGGGCUCACUUGAAGGAUGUCAACGUUACAGAAUCGGUUGAAGGGCAAGUCCGCAAAGAACAAAACAAGAUGGAAAAGGAUUGGAAGCAAGCUGGAAGACAGCAGAAGGAGGAAAACAAAAAUUUCGAUAUGGCCCGUGCACUCUUCAACUAG